This is a messenger RNA of Owenia fusiformis, 2846 nucleotides long. Lineage: Eukaryota; Metazoa; Annelida; Polychaeta; Sabellida; Oweniidae. The record is from the annotation of a GenBank genome assembly.
CCCUGAAAUAAAUACGUGGCGUCUCUUUAGUUCUUCAAAAUUGAAGGUUCGUCCUAGCGACGAAAAGCAAAAAAUGGGACCGAAGAAAGAUAAAAAGCAAAAAGACGCUGAUAAAGCAAAUAAAAAAGUUGAAGAACCACCACCAGUCGAAGAAAAGAAGGAGGAUAUUCCUCCGACACCAAUUUUGGAAGAAAUCCCAUCUGAACCGACCCCAAUACCUCGCACUCCAACUCCUCGGGAGCCAACCCCUGAACCUGUUUAUGAAGAACCUGUUUUAGUCAGCCUUGUCGUGACCAGCUAUGAAGGUGAGAAAGAAAAGGGAUUGUUUGAAGGAGAAGGUUUUGCUACAUUUGUUGGAGGCCAUGACUAUAGAGGAAACUUCAGUCAGGGUAUGAUGCAUGGGCAAGGAGUCUAUACAUUUGGAGACCGUCUUGUGUAUGAGGGAGAAUUUCUCCAGAAUCAGAUAACAGGAAAAGGGACUUACAAAUGGCCAGAUGGAAGUAUUUAUGAGGGAGAUGUACUGAAUGGCAAGCGUCAUGGGUUUGGCAUGUUUCGUACUAAGAAUGGCAAAAUGACAUAUUCCGGUGACUGGUGCCAGGGAAAGAGACACGGAAAGGGACGUAUGGAAUUUGAUCCUGAAGCAAAUUCCUACUAUGAGGGUGAUUUUGACAACAACCAGCGCCACGGCUGGGGAGUAAGGCUAUACCCAAGUGGUAACAUAUACCAGGGUAUGUGGUUCAACAAUGUCAGGCAUGGUGUAGGUACAAUGAGAUGGCAUGACAAGGAACAGAUGUAUUCUGGUGUGUGGCAAAAUGGAGUCCAGCAUGGAGUUGGACAACAUAUCUGGUUCUUGCAUAGAGUGCCUGGCUCUCAGUAUCCCAUGCGCAACAUGUAUGAUGGAGAUUUUGUGAAAGGUUUACGCCAUGGCUCUGGCAGCUUUCUAUAUGCGAAUGGAGCUAGGUACGAAGGAGAGUGGAACAACAAUAUGAAACAUGGAAAGGGCAAAUUUGUAUUUAAAAAUGGCCGUGUGUAUGAAGGCACAUUCGAUAAGGACCAUAUUCUUGAGUUUCCCAACUUCACAAUUGAUGGAUCAGCAACCCCAGAUUUGACACAGAUAAGAACAAGGACUCCACUACCUAUGGAAAAUAUGUCAGUCCAGAGUAAUGAAAGUAAGAACACAAUGGGUCCAACCCUCCAGCUAGAGUUACAACAUCUUCUCAUGGAGCUUGAUGACAGAGACAAAGAAGAGGAGAGCAGCCAGGUGAUGUAUGUAAUGAUGAGACACAUUAGUGGUCUGAGACAGGUGUACAACUUCUACAGUGCUCUGGGAUAUGAUGACAGCCCAGACAACACAUUCAUCAUGAACAGGAUGCAGUUCUGGAGGUUUAUGAAGGAUUCAAAGUUCCACACCUAUGGUUAUACACUAACUGAUAUAGACAGACUGUUAGCGAAAGGCAAUGCCAAUAUUGAGCCACUAGACAUACACAACCCAUUUGGGCAGAUAUUGUUCAGAGAGUUUGUCAACUACAUGAUUGUCAUAGCUUACUACCUCUACCAUGAGGAUGUGGAAGAGAUUGAAGAAAAGAGUCCAAUCCUGGCAUCAUGUCUUGUUAGACUUAUCAACCAGAAUAUCAUCAAAUAUUCCUGCAAGGUCAAAGGUUAUAUAUAUGGUGAAACAAGAAGAGCUGUGAAUGCAUUGGUACAUAUGGAUCAAGCCUAUGAGGUUUAUAAAGCACUUUUGUCCAAAAGAAAGGUGACACCUUAUGAUCCUACUAUGAGAAUGAGGGAAUUUCUAUACAUGGUCAAAGACUAUAAACUCAUCAAUGCUGACUUAACUGCUAGAGCCAUCCUAGAGAUUCUUUCAGUGGAUGAUCACGCUGUCAUGGACCCUGAAGAGGCUGUCAAUAUGGAUUUAGAGAUGACUUUUCUGGAGUUCUUUGAGGGUCUGGCAGGUUGUGCUGAAGUUUUUGUGACUGAGGCUGUCGUUAAAGAUCCCACCACUCCUCGCCCAAGUACAGUCCUCACUGCAGAGCCAAGCAUGUUAUCUAUGCCAGGAUCACCAUCCAGAGGAGCCAGUCAGGGUGCAUUUGAUGAGCCCCCUGAUACAAUGACAGGACAUGGUUCACCACCAGGUGGCUCUGCUUCUCAGAUGAGCUCUCCUGUGAGGGCCACACCUUCUACUACUGCAGACAAACACGACAAACAAGACAUAAAACAAACUGAGGGCCAGCCAUCAGAACAUACAUCAGCAGGUGCAGAGAAGAGGAGACCAAGCAUGAGCAGGGACAGCAUAAAACCCCCACCUGAAAUACUAGCUUCCCAAGGCAAAAGUGCAUCCCUACUUAGCACUCACACUCCCGCAACAGAACCACAAGAUGUUGCCCCCAGUGUAACUAGUGGCACACAGAUACAGAAGGACUUAACCCUGGUGGAAUCAGUUACGGAGUCUGACCAAAAACCUCCAGAAACAAAUGACGGCCAAGUACCAGGAGUAACACCUCAAGAGGAUGAGCUCGAUGAACAGACUAGGCAGUUUAACUUUUGGACUCAUCAAAUUCACAUAUUCUUUGUUAGAAAGUUUUUUCCUGCUGCAGAGAAACUUGUGAUCUUAAAAGAUGUCGUUGAAAAAAAAUAUGGACAAAUGGUCAUCAAUUCAUAGAUUAUCACUAGGUUUUGAGAAAUAAUGAUUUUGAGUGAAUGUCUGGUAAGUUUAAGAAUAAAGAAUGUGAUUUAAUAUUUUGUGUUUAUAGUUUACAUAUAUAUACAUGCACAAUAAAUUAUUCAGCCAUAUUACUGUUUUUGGUUGUUAUAAAUCAUUACUUAGUCUUGUACCUGUUAUAAAGUAU